CCCCCCUUCGCGCAUGCUCCCUGUGCGCCAGAGUGGGCAAACUGCGCAUGCGUAGCGCCGCGGCGGGAACACGGAAGAGCCGGGCGACCCCCAGGCGCCACCAUGGCGGCCGCCCCCCCCUCCCCAGCCCUGCAGCCGGAGCAGCAGCGAGCGGCCGACAUCAUCCGCCUCCUGACGCUCUACCGGCCCCUCCUCGACGCCUACGUCAUCGAUUUCUUCGCCGAGGGGCUGUGGGCGCAGCUCCCCCCACCCUGGCAGGCCGCACUGGCCACCGCCGCCCCCCCACAGCUGGCCGGGCUCCUGGGGGGCCACGGGGGGGGACCGGGGGCCACCUGGCCCCUCUCCCUGCUGGCCUUCGCCGCCGCCGCCCGCGCCCUCACCUUCCCCCGUGGCCGCCCGGGGCGGUCCCCGCGGCCCCCCUGCCACAGCGCCCGCCUGCACCCCCUGCUCCGUCGCCACGUCAAGCCCAAAAAGCAGCACGAGAUCCGGCGCCUGGGGAAGCUGCUGCAGCGGCUGAGCCAGGCCACCGGCUGCGACCGCGUGGUGGACAUCGGAGCGGGGCAGGGCCACCUCUCGCGCUUCCUGGCCUUCGGCCUCGGCUUAUCCGUCACGGCGGUGGAAGGCGAUGGCCGUCUGGCCGGCACAGCGGAGCGCUUCGACCGCGAGCUGCUGCGGGAGCUGGGGAAAAUGGGGGUGUCACGAAACGAGGGGCCCCCCCGGCGCCACCAGAACCCCCCCAACCGCCGCCGCCGCCCAUCUCCCCUCACCCCCCGCGGCCCGUGCCACGUUGCCGGCCGCCUGGACCCCGCCGCUCCAUGGGGGGAAUUCCUGCUGCCCCCCGACCCGCCGGGACUGGGUCCCACCGCCAAGAACCCGUUGGGGGGUGCGGGGGGGUGCGGAGGGGGGCAGCGGGUGCUGGUGACGGGGCUGCACGCCUGCGGGGACCUCAGCCCGGCCCUGCUGCGGCACUUCGCCCACAGCCCCGCCGUGGCCGCCGUCGCCUCGGUGGCCUGCUGCUACAUGAAGCUCUCCACCCCGCCUCAGCCCCCCGGUUGCCCCGUCGGCUACCCGCUGAGCGCUUGGGUAGCCGGGUUACCGGGCCACGAGCUCUCGUACCGGGCACGCGAAGCCGCCUGCCACGCGCUGGACGAGUACGUGGGGCGCUUGAGGGGGGAGAGCGGCUGCCUACGCGCCCACUGCUACCGCGCCGUCCUCGAGACCCUCAUCCGGGCGGCCGACCCCGGCAAGAAGCACCCCGGGGUGCAAACGGUGAAGAAGGCGCACGCCCUCAGCUUCCCCCAGUACGCCCGCCUGGGGCUGCCCCGCGUGGGGCUGGAUCCAGCUGCCAUCCCGCUGGAGUCGGAGGCCGUCGGGGCCAUGUUGGAGCAGCAGCACAAGGUGGUGGCUUUCUUCAGCCUCACCCAGCUGCUGGCUCCGCUGGUGGAGACCCUCAUCCUCCUCGACCGCCUGCUCUACCUGCGGGAGCAAGGUUUCCAGUGUGCCCUCGUCCCCCUCUUCGACCCCCGGUUCUCCCCGCGCAACCUGGUGCUGGUGGCAGCGCGGGCACCCCUGGGUGCGGUGUUGUCGGGCCUGGACGGGGACAGCAGCGAGGACGGGGACAGCAGCGAGGACGGGGACACGGACAUGGGGGGGCCAGAGCCCCCCAGAGAAGGGCAGACCCCCCCAGCUCCCAGUGCUGGGCACGAACCACAAUAAAACCAGGAUUUUUAACA
Messenger RNA from Phalacrocorax carbo (great cormorant), 1733 nucleotides. The record is from RefSeq and is a predicted model, not a curated record. Lineage: Eukaryota; Metazoa; Chordata; Aves; Suliformes; Phalacrocoracidae.